Selaginella moellendorffii is the source of this 3951-nucleotide messenger RNA. RefSeq lists its product as uncharacterized. The transcript is spliced from 3 exons. The coding region runs from base 161 to 3298 and encodes 1045 amino acids. Lineage: Eukaryota; Viridiplantae; Streptophyta; Lycopodiopsida; Selaginellales; Selaginellaceae. The record is from RefSeq and is a predicted model, not a curated record.
CGUGCACCGUAGGUCAGAGUUGGCAUCUGAUUUCAUGUUUAAAGCCAAGCAACAUCCCAAGCCACUGACUCAUCUUUGCUAGCCACUUCCAAGUUGUCAUUUGGAUGUUGAUUCAUCGACGACAUUUGUUGUAAUUUCUGAGGGUAUUCCAUUGGAAGUUAUGGGGGAGCCAAAGCAGGCCCGGAUAGAUGAGUACGAGCAUUUGCCAAGCAUUCGCUCUGAGAUGUGGAACCAUUCGGUGUGGAAUGUGAGGGAGCUGAAGGAACAGAGAUACAGAGCAGCAAACUUCGAUUCAGAAGACUUCGAAGGCUUGCGCGAGCUGCUGCUGCAGGAGGACAACACUCUGGAGCACGUAAUGCUGUCCUGCGAGGGCUACCACAAAGUAGAGGGGUUUCUAGAAGCAGCUGUGUCCAAGCUAAGCAUCCUUCGCAUUAGAAAUUACAAAUUUGGCGAGGAGGUGAUUUGCAGCUUGGAUGAAGCUAUUGCUGAUGCCAAGCACGAGAAUAUGCCAAUCAAGCUCAAGACGCUUCUUCUAAAUUCUUGUGUUGUAGAUUUAGAUGCUUUAGCAGGAUCAACACUUCCAAAGUAUUUAGAACGUCUGGAGCUUUAUAAUUGCCGUUGCUCGCGCAACCUGGAGAAGCUGCUGCAAGAUCCAGCCUGCAAGAUCUGGGAGCUGUCCCUCAAUCAGAAUGAAUACUUGACUCCUGCCCUCUUCCAGGCUGGAACAAGUCUUCGGAAGCUUACGCUGGUCGACAUCCCAAAUGAUCAGGCUCUACUCAGCCAAAUCUGCGGAGCAAUAGAGGGCCUUGGAAUUUCAAAUGAGCCCAGCCGUCACGACAUCUCCGUGCUGGCAGGUUGCAUGAACAACAAUGCCAACUCCAAGGUCUGGUUCCUGGAGUUAACACAUUUAGAUUUAUCUUUCGCGCAGCUCGUGGGCCAGCUGCUGAAGAACCCAUAUUGCAAGCUUCGAAGUUUCUCCUUGUUACCUGGGGUAAAGAAAGAAAGCCCCUCCUCACGUGACCUUCAUCUUCUCAAGGAGUAUCAAGAUGCGAUUCUCAGCAAUUUGGAGGCCAACUACAGCAGCCGGAUCCAGAGACUGCGCAUUCGCGGGGAAUGGGCUUCCAAACUGUUGGAGGACAGAUGGUUGAGGGUGAAGUACCGGAAUGCUCUAUUUCAGAAGAGCCCCGUUCUUGCACAAAGCGCUCCAGUCACACCAUCAACUGCCAAGCUGUUCAUGUGCGGCCACACUGCCUCGGGCAAGACCACCAUCUCCACCAAUCUGGUCCGCCCCUAUGCAGCCCUCUGGCAGUGUGUGAAACCGCCAUGUCAGGAUCAUGCAUCAACGGUGGGAAUUGAGAGGAGGACUCUCAGAUUGGGAGAGGGGAAGAAACUCCUGAUUUACGAUCUGGGAGGCCAGGAGGUCUACCACGCUUUUCAUCACUAUUUCCUCAGGGGCAGCGACAAAGAUCUCUUCAUGGUGGUGUGCAAGGUUGGAGGUCCUGGAGGUGAGAUGAAAGCUGAGCUCCAAUACUGGCUUCGCUUCAUAGCGGCCCACCAAACUGCAACACCAGCUAGGAAACCCACCAUUUUCUUAGUACUCAACAUCUUUGUUCGUGAUUACCGUCUUUUCGAAGAAGCUCAAACAGCUGCGACGUCACUGUUCCUCGAGUAUAAGGACAGGCUAGACUUUGUUCAGGGCCAACGUGAUCAUCACUAUUUCGAGGUGAAUGGGUUGAAUGCUCGUCAGGUACAGAAGGAACUGAAGCCCAAGCUGGCAAUAGCAGUGGGCGAAAUGAUCAAUGAAGUUCCUGUGAUUCCCUGGACUUGUGAUGAGGUUAUCAGAAGGCGGGCUUCAUCCACACCAUGGUAUCAUAUCCACACACGGGCACAAACAAUUGUCCAGCAGAGGGUGGUCGACCUACAUGAGAUGUCCAAGGCUUGGUUCCAGGGGGAGAACGAAGUUCAGGCAUUUGCUGCACAAUACACAUUCAUCUGCCUACAUGACAUGGGAGAAGCUGUCUACUUUGGGGCAGAUGACACAUAUCAAAACACGGAUCCAAACGACAAGGAAGCUGCAUUGAUUGUCAACAAUGCAGUUCUAGACAUGCCAUGGUUUCUCCACACUGUGUUAGGAAUUUUCAUUCCUAAGCAAGACAGAAACGAUACGAUGAAGUGGGGGGAACCCAAGUGGUCUGCUGCGAAAGCAGUACAAGAGCUCAAAACACUUGGGGAGACUGCAGAGGGCAACAUCUAUUUCCUGCUCAAGCUGCUCUGUGAGAUGGGGGUUCUCAUUCCUGAUGGCAUGAGGAGCUGGGACAUAAGGUGGUCAGAGCCACGAAAUCGGCCAGAACACCUCAUUGUGCCUGCAUUAUUGAGUGAUGAGUUCACAGGAUGGAUUGAAAGCGAGCAAACAUAUGAUUGUUGGGGUCGGAGAUUGCAAGCAGACGACACUAUGAAGGGCUUCGUUCUUCUCCCAUCAGGACUAUUUGCGGUUAUUCAAGCCAAGGUGAAGGAAAUGUGUGACAGAUGGGGCCAUGGAAGUAAGAUUGGUGCUGGUUGGGUUUCCUUCCAAGAGGAUCUCAUUCAAGUUCUGGUGACUAUUGGUGGGGAUUAUAAGCAUUGGACAGAUCGGCAAUGGGUGGAUAUUAUGUUGAUGGUGCCCAAGGAGGAAAAGAGGGGACUCAAAGGGGAGCAGUUCAUGAAGGAGAUACGAGAUUGUGUAAUAAAGGAAACUAAUAGGGCCUGUCCUUUCAUCAAGCUUGAAGAACAUGUUUUGAAUCCAGGGAAGGUAAGACAGUUUGGAAAAGCAUCAGGACAACAGGGGUCAUGCAGCAAGAGCUCUCGGGCACUGCAAGAAGUUAAAAAGAUGGUAGCUAGGGAGGGGUUUGAUUAUCAUUUUACUUGGGAUUUUGGUGACUCCACUAGUGCCAUGGAACUCUUGAUGCAAAGUGAAGUCAACGAGAUUAUUCAGCGAUGUAAGGGUGUUAUUGAAGAGGUUGUCACAGAAUACAACCAGCACAUAGUGCCAGUGUAUCAAAACCAGCAGCAACAGCUUGUGCAGGUCGAGAUCCCAAAGUUUGAAAGUGAAGACAUGAACAAGCUUGCCAACUUUUGCUAUCAAUUACACAAGCAUCAAGAGAAAUCUAUGCAGGGGAUUCAUUUAUAUAUGGAGGACUUUAAGGUCUCCAUAACAGAUAUCAAAGAAUCUUUACAGAAGCUGCAAAAGGGCCUGAAGGACACAGAAAACGCAUUGAUCAAGAGCUGCUCAUCACUGUUGGAAUCCAUUAAGCUGGAGUGACCGAAACUCCCACACCUUACAAUGGAGUCAAAUCUGGUGCUAAAAUAUUCACCACUGAUUGGGAAACAGGCAAAUAUUAGCUACUUAUGUGAGCAUACAAGCGGCUGUCACCCAGUUGAUUUGAAGAAGUACCCAGGAGUACCAAUCACUAUCCCAAAUCAAUGGUUCAAAAAGUAUAGCAACGUCUUUGUCCCAGGCAUCACAAUAUGUUUCACCCUUGCAAAGCUCAGUAAAGUGGCAUUGCCUGUGGGAGGGGAGCUGGUCGGCACCUUGAUUGAGCUUGGUGCAAAUGGCUUGAAGGCUACAAUCGACUCCUGCUUUGAAGGCGAUCUCAAUAACAAGUUGCAACCUGCAUCAGAAGAUGACAUUGUGGAGUUGUUUGAGUAUGUGAAAAAGAAUUCACCUGAACGAUAUGGUGAGAACCGAAUCUUGAUGAUGAAGAAAUGCUUUGGACUCAUCAAAAGUCCAAGUGGCUGGGUUUGUGAAGAUCACCAUUAUUGAAGAAGAAGGGCACAGGCUUUGUAAAACUACUAAAAUGAAGAAGCCGUGAAGUGAAGGAAUUUUUAUUGAAAGAAAAAAAACAAAACAAAGCAGCGUAAUGUUUUUGCUGAAAUGCCUGGGUUAUCCACUUAAUAUAUUGUAUGUCGAAAGCU